ACACCUUCCUCCAGAACUGCUGCCUAUAUAGCAUGACAAGAAGGGCAGAAGCUCACUUCUGCUCUACCGAAGGGAAAGAUGAACUUCUUCUUACUGCUUCUUGGGAUAUGGCUUCUUCCAAAGGCUGAUGCUCUGAAAUGUAAUGAGUGCAUACCAGCCCAGGCAGGAGGAACCUGCACUAACAAACAGGUAGAAUGUUCAUCAAAUCAACAAUGUGCCUCACUUAGAGAAAUCUAUUAUGAAGGUGGUGCAGAAAGAAGCAAUGUUCUCUCAAAACGUUGUGUUCCGACCGCAGAGUGCGGCGAGUCUUCCUUUAACUAUGCAAAUUUCAAAAUCUCAUUCGUGAUUGAAUGCUGCAACACAGACCUCUGCAACACCAAAGAUGCAAGCGCGCCCAGCAAAUCUAUUCCAAAUAAAAUGAAGUGCUAUGGCUGUGUUGGUCUACCAUGCAACAGAACUUUGAACUGUGAAAGUAACCAGGACCGCUGUAUUACAUCAACAGUGACUGAUCAAGGAGGAACAAAGGUUGCAAGAGGCUGUGCUACAAAGAAUAUAUGUCCUUCUCCAACUUUUCCAACGUUUCUACAGGGGAAUAAAGUUGUGGGUAAAGUUGAUAGUUGCUGUGAGGGCGACUUCUGCAACGGCGCAACUACUGCAACUGCCAGCCUUUUGGCAGUGCCGUUGAUCUCUUUGGUUUUGUUUUAUUAAGAGAUGACAGAUGAUCUUCAGGGUUUUCUUUGCUUUGUAUCUUGGUGUAACAAAUUAAAUUCUAUUUGAUUUUUUAAAAUAAAUACUCAGUAUUUUCACAUUGUGCAAAACCUAAAAUUUAUUUUUUGUAGUUUGCCUAGUAAAAUUAAUGUAUUUUAACUUCUCCAAAAUACAGUGUAAACAGGAUCUUUUGGGGUCUUUAAUAAACUUUGUUGAUAACAA
This is a messenger RNA of Oryzias latipes (Japanese medaka), 930 nucleotides long. Lineage: Eukaryota; Metazoa; Chordata; Actinopteri; Beloniformes; Adrianichthyidae. The record is from RefSeq and is a predicted model, not a curated record.